CCAACAACAAACUCACCAACCAAAUUCAAGAAAGAAGGUCUAAAGAGAAGGAAGGUGGGUAAGUUGUGUGUCUGUACCUAAACAACAAACUCACCAACCAAAUUCAAGAAAGAAGGUCUAAAGAGGAAGGAAGGAAAUGGCGUCGUCUCUACUUACCAAACAGUUCGUCGGAGCUCCGUUUUCAAGCGUCGGAUCCGUCCAGCUACCAUCUAAGCUCUCCUCUUCCAAUCUCUAUAUCCCAACUCACCGAUCACAGCCCAAACGACUAGAAAUACAGGCUGCUGGUAGUACAUUUGGAAAUCAUUUCCGCGUCACAACUUUUGGAGAAUCUCACGGUGGUGGUGUUGGUUGUAUAAUUGAUGGAUGUCCCCCUCGACUCCCACUCUCAGAGUCAGAUAUGCAAGUGGAACUUGACAGGAGGAGGCCAGGUCAAAGCCGAAUUACCACACCAAGAAAAGAAACUGAUACUUGCAAAAUAUCAUCUGGCACUGCCGAUGGUUUGACUACGGGAUCUCCAAUCAAAGUUGAAGUACCCAACACUGACCAGAGAGGAAAUGACUAUAGUGAAAUGUCCCUUGCUUAUAGGCCAUCUCAUGCUGAUGCAACUUAUGACUUCAAGUAUGGAGUUAGAUCAGUGCAGGGGGGUGGUAGAUCUUCAGCAAGAGAAACCAUCGGGAGAGUCGCUGCUGGAGCUGUUGCCAAGAAAAUUCUCAAACUUUAUUCUGGAACUGAGAUCCUUGCUUAUGUUUCACAAGUUCAUAAUGUUGUACUUCCAGAGGAUUUGGUUGAUAACCAGACUGUGACACUAGAGCAGAUUGAAAGCAAUAUUGUUCGUUGCCCGAACCCUGAAUAUGCAGAAAAGAUGAUUACUGCCAUUGAUUAUGUACGAGUGAGGGGGGAUUCUGUUGGUGGUGUCGUAACUUGCAUUGUUAGAAAUGUUCCACGAGGUCUUGGUACACCAGUCUUUGAUAAACUUGAAGCUGAGCUGGCUAAAGCUUGCAUGUCAUUACCGGCAACAAAGGGUUUUGAGUUUGGAAGUGGCUUUGCAGGUACAUUCAUGACUGGCAGUGAGCACAAUGAUGAGUUCUUUAUGGAUGAACAUGACCAAAUCAGGACAAAAACCAAUAGAUCUGGCGGUAUCCAGGGAGGCAUAUCAAAUGGAGAAAUUAUUAAUAUGAGAAUAGCUUUCAAGCCAACUUCUACAAUUGCAAGGAAGCAACACACUGUUAGUAGGGAUAAACAUGAGACCGAACUCAUUGCUCGUGGUCGCCAUGAUCCUUGUGUAGUUCCACGAGCUGUUCCGAUGGUGGAAGCAAUGGUCGCUCUGGUGCUGGUGGAUCAAUUGAUGACUCAAUAUGCACAAUGUAUGCUGUUCCCAGUCAAUCCGGCACUACAGGAACCUUUGCAGUCAUCGACAACCGGGUCAGCUCAGGUUCCCCUUUAAAAGGAGCCGAGCAGCGCAUGCGUACCCCCAUAACUACUUCUCCCUACAUGGCUUCUCACAUUUCUGUCAUACUAAUACUUCUGGAGAGUGUAAAUUUUUGUUAAAAGAAGUUAUCCUCGACGCCUUAAGAGUUAUAUUGUUGAACAGAGAUAUGCUUAUAGCUUUUGUUGCCGGAGCCAUCUCCAGCUUGUUGCUUGGACACUUCAAAAAUGCCAUUGGCUGUGUUUUUUGUAUCCUCCAAAAGUAGUGCAUUUUUGAAGGAUCCAUCACAGAUACGACAAUAUUUUGGAGAGUCCGAGCAGCAUAGCUUACCAAUAUAUGGAGAGCUGGGUGCAUCUUAAAAAUACGCGAAAUUGUGACAUUUUCAUAAACUCAUGUUGUACUCACAUAAGAUUGUUAGCAGUGUAAUCUGUAUAAUAUAAGCAUUUACGAUUUUAUUAAAUUUGUGAAAUAAAUUUGCCUUUUUUUUUUGGGGGGGGGGACUAUAUAACGAUGAAUGUACAAGUAACAACAUUGCUAUUUGCUACUCUAGCAAGUCCUCAUUGAUACCAAUGAAUUGUUUACUUCAA
Solanum dulcamara is the source of this 2013-nucleotide messenger RNA. RefSeq names its product chorismate synthase 2, chloroplastic. Gene Ontology annotation, cellular component: cytosol. The record is from RefSeq and is a predicted model, not a curated record. Gene Ontology annotation, biological process: chorismate biosynthetic process; aromatic amino acid biosynthetic process. The transcript has 13 exons. The coding region runs from base 137 to 1444 and encodes 435 amino acids. NCBI's taxonomy places the organism in Eukaryota, Viridiplantae, Streptophyta, Magnoliopsida, Solanales, Solanaceae. Gene Ontology annotation, molecular function: FMN binding; chorismate synthase activity.